This is a messenger RNA of Trichobilharzia szidati, 4220 nucleotides long. NCBI's taxonomy places the organism in Eukaryota, Metazoa, Platyhelminthes, Trematoda, Strigeidida, Schistosomatidae. The record is from the annotation of a GenBank genome assembly.
GUAGAUGUCCGUUAAGCGCCACGACUUAUGUUGCUGAGUGGGAUGUAUGUUUCUUAAUUUAAGUAUGGCUAUGCAUAAUUAAAAUAAUUGAUAUCGAUUCUUAUGAAGCCUGAAUAAUCACGCUUCAGACAAAGUUAGAGCUCAUUAAUGACGAAAACAUAUGUCCCAAUCAGAGUGUGAUAUGUAGAAGUGAUGUCUGUUACAUUUCUAUUUGUAACUAGUAUGUAGUAUGCAUUACUUAGUUCCAUGGAUGCUUUAAGAGCUACACUGGAUAGUACUGAUGGUCAAGUGGCUACUGUUAGUCGUACCAGUUCCCCACCUCCUUUGGAUCUUAUCAGUCCUCCACCGAUUGUUGCUGAAUAUUGGUGUCAUACACAAGUACGCGUCACCAAGAUGAAAUAUGUUUGGACAAUAAGCAACUUUAGUUUUUGUCGUGAAGAAAUGGGAGAAGUAGUAAAAAGUUCAUUUUUCUCUUGUGGUCCGAAUGAUAAAUUGAAAUGGUGUUUAAGAAUCAAUCCAAAAGGCUUAGAUGAAGAAAGUAGAGAAUACUUAUCACUCUACCUUUUACUGGUCAAUUGUGGUACAAAAAGUGAAGCUAGAGCCAAGUUUAAAUUUUCAAUAUUAAAUGCUAAACGUGAAGAGACAAAAGCAAUGGAAAGUCAACGUGCCUAUAGAUUUGUUCAAGGCAAAGAUUGGGGUUUUAAGAAGUUUAUUCGUCGAGAUGUUUUAAUGGAUGAAGCCAAUGGUUUACUACCUAACGAUCGAUUAACAAUUUUAUGUGAGGUUUCCGUUGUUGGUGAAACUCUCUCCGAAAGUGGUCAAGUUAACAAUCAACCAAUUACUGUACCAGAGUGUAAUUUACACGAAGAUAUUGGCAGUCUGUUAUUUAAACAACUCCUUACUGAUGUCACAUUAGUUGUUGUGUCCAAUAAUAAUCAUAAUCAUAAUAAUACUAAUAACCAAUCGAAUGGAAAAUCACCAAGUGUUUGUGGCGGUCAUAACGCUACUACUCCAUUGCCUAGCUUGAAUUCUGUCAGUGAACAACAGGUGAGCACCAAAUUCUCCACAGCUUAUGAAUCCACCGGUGAAGAAGAAGAUGAUGAUGAUGAUGGCGAUGGCGAAGAGGAUGACCAAGAGGAGGAGCUGGAUGAAGGUGAAGAGUUCGAGGAUGAUGAUGACGAGGAGCAGGAAGAGGAUGAAGAUGGCCAAGAUGAUGGGGAGGAUAAUGAUGAUGAGACUGGGACUGGUCGUGGUGGUGGUGAACAUCAGGGGAAUGACAGUGAGCGUGAAGAAGAGACACAGUCAAGUUAUAGAGAAUCACAGUUAGUAUAUUUUGUCGAUGGCAGUAAUCAUCUAACGUCGAAUGGUGGUGGUGGUGGUGGUAGUAGCGGUAGUAAUACUGAACAGGGUGAAGCAGAGGCUGCCGCUUCUGCUGCCACAGCAACAGGAACUCAUCAUCGAAUAUCAAACACUGGAGAUAAUCAUGCUUCUAGCACAUCGUCUCAUCCUACUCACCAUCCUGGACAUGUAAUGUCUUCUUCUUCUUCGUCGUCGACUACUACACUGACACUGGCUUCUACGACAGCUAAUGUCCCGACAAAAGGUGUAAUCAUUCCUAUUGCUUCAGCUACUCCUAGCUCACUAUUAGUUUCGUGUACUGGUGGCAGCGCCGGAGAUCCAGUCUCUGUAAAACAAUAUCCUGGAGACCAUACAAUUAACAAUGCUACAAAUAGUGACUGGCGACUGACUUCAUCGUCUUCCAAUUAUGUUUCUACUCAGGGGAACAUAAAUCGUGAUGAUCGGGAGGUGAAACCAAAUGCCAGUUGUAUUCAUAGGUCUCGCACAUCCAAUUCAGUACCUUCAACAUCCUCUGCUUUACCAACAACUACUGAUUCAUCAUCGGCGUCGUGUAGUAGUAAAGUGAAACAAACUGUUGCACACAACGCAGAUGUGGGAAGUAGCAGUACAACUACAAGCAGUACAACAAUAAGUCAAAGUAGUUCUCUUGUGAAUAAUGUCUCAACCCCUUUGAUCACAUCCAAAGAGAAACAUGAAGGCAUUGAAGAGUCUGUCGAAGCUGAGACUUCUGGCACGUCAAGCCGUGUCCGACGGAGUACUCGAAGAAGGGGUAACAAUAAUAAUAAUAAUAGUACAUCGACUACCACAACGUCAAAUCGUCCGCGUAAUCGCAACACUCGUGACUCAUCACUUUUAGCCACUGUUUCAAAAGCAGCUUCAACAACUUCAUCUCAUUCCAAUCCUGCAGCGACCCCAUCAAGUUCCACUGUAUGCCCAUUAAGUGUAACCGAUCAGACUGUAAAGUGUUCUAGUACAGGAUCUACGACUGCUGCUGGUGGUAGUAGUAGUAGUACUAGUAGUUCAACAGUUAGUGGUGUUUCAAAUUCUAGUGUUGUCCUUCGACAAUUUGAAGCACACAAAGCUAUUCUAGCUGCUAGAAGCCCGGUGUUUGCUGCAAUGUUUGAACAUGGCAUGGAAGAGUCUAGAGCUAAUCGAGUUGAAAUUACAGACAUGGAACCAGAUACUGUGGCUGAAGUUCUACGUUACAUAUAUACUGGACAAGUUGUCGGUAUGGAUCGGUUAGCGCAUGAAUUAUUAGCAGCUGCUGACAAGUAUCAGUUGGAACGGCUGAAGACAAUGUGUGAAGAAGCACUUGUAGAAAGUCUUUCAGUUGAGAAUGCUUGUGAUAUAUUUGGACUUGCUGAUAUGCACAAUGCUGAACAGUUGAAAGCUCAUACACUUGAGUUUAUAAUGCUACAUGCUCAUGAUGUCUGUGAAACUGAAGGCUAUGAACAACUGGUACGACAUCGUCCACGUCUGUUGAAUGAGUGCUUUCGUAGUCUUGCCUCACAACAACUCCCUUUAAGAUGUUGGGCACGUAAACGUCCUAGGCAAUCGUAAAUUUUGUCUCUGUUUGUGUGUGUGUUUGUGUGUACAAUAACACCAGCAGAAGAAAAGGCAUUAUGCUUCAUCAUUCUCGCCUCUCUCUCUCUCUCUCCCUCUUUCUCCUCGUUGACGUUGUCCACCAUCACACAUCUCCAUUUGUAUUAAAAAAUAUUCCUUCACUUCAGAAAUCAGAAAAAAUCACUGCCUUCUAAAUAUUAUAAUCCGCCCCCCAAACCCCGUCACGCCUCAGCCAACUACUUUCCUGGUUUCCUAUCUCCCCAUCUUUCUCUCUGUCUCUCAAGACCGCUAUCACCUUUAUUCAGUCUUUGAAGUGUGUGUAUGUGGUGUGUACCGAUUAGGUCGGUAGCUAUGUGGUAGGUACCGAUAUGUUAGCGAUAAUUCAUUUUUAUACACUUAUGCCUCUUUUUUUUUCCAUAUUUCCUCUUAUUCCCGUUUAUCACUCUCAGAUGACUGACUGACUGACUGAGUGAGUGUGAGUGAGUGAAUGAAAAGCAUUUUCUUUUUAUUCUGCCUUUAGCAGUCUUGUCUCUCUCUCGCCUUUCUAAUGAAGUAAAUAGAGAAAAUGAGUUAAAAGGGAUUUAAAAAUAUGCCAAUAUUUAAAUGUAUCAAUAAUGAUUAGUUGUUAUCGUUGGUGUGUGCUUUUGAAAUUGUUACAUCUUCCUCCCACCGUCUCUUCCUUCUCCUCUUUCCUCUUCUCAUUCCGCCUCCAGUUGUACGUAUAGCUUGUCUCUUUGUGUUUAAUCUAUUCUGCCUUGUUCCAUCCCUACUCUCUUUCUCUCUCACACUCACUUGCUCACUCACUGUGAUUAUGUAAUUGUUUAUUGUGUUCAAGUCCCUUGUCUUCAUAUUCCCUCUCUCUCUGUGUGUGUGUGUGUUUGUGUGACCGGGGAUGAUGCAUAGGUUGAUAUUUAAUUUUCCCCAAUAAUUCCAUUCUCUGAUGAUCCUUUUCUGGUCUCCUUUUGUGAAAAAUAUAUACAAAUGCAAAGGGAAAAGUGUGAUCACAUGUUUGUAUAUCUCUCCCGUUCUCCCUGUCUGUCUCACUUUCUUUCUUGCUCACGCAUACAGACACACACACACAUACACUGACCUCAUCUGUGCUCAUCUCCCUUGUCUUUUCUUCAAGUUUUAUGUUCGUUUAGAGUUCCCCUUUGUACGUUUCCUGUUUUUUCUAAAAUUUCUUUCUGUUUUUCCCUUUGUUUGGUCUUUCUUUUCUUAAUAUACACACACAUAUUGAUGUUUAUUCACACAAUUUCUACAUCUUGGUUAUGAUUACUACUAAAUAUAUAACAUGACUA